AUGGAAGUUAUGGCUACUAUAUUACUCGAAGAAGAAAAUCUACCUAGUCAUUUCAAGUUCAAGGAAUACUGCCCCCAAGUCUUCAGGAACCUCCGUGAUCGAUUUGGCAUUGAUGAUCAGGAUUACUUGGUGUCCCUUACCUGGAGCCCCCCAAGUGAAAGUGAAGGCAGUGAUGGUCGCUUCCUUAUCUCCUAUGAUCGGACUCUGGUCAUCAAAGAAGUAUCCAGUGAGGACAUUGCUGACAUGCAUAGCAACCUCUCCAACUACCACCAGUACAUUGUGAAGUGCCAUGGCAACACGCUGCUGCCCCAGUUCCUGGGCAUGUACCGAGUCAGUGUGGAAAACGAAGACAGCUACAUGCUUGUGAUGCGCAAUAUGUUUAGCCACCGUCUUCCUGUCCACAGGAAGUAUGACCUCAAGGGUUCCCUAGUGUCCCGGGAAGCCAGCGAUAAGGAAAAGGUUAAGGAAUUGCCCACCCUUAAAGAUAUGGACUUCCUCAACAAGAACCAAAAAGUGUAUAUUGGUGAAGAAGAGAAGAAAGUAUUUCUAGAGAAGCUGAAGCGAGAUGUAGAGGGGCCCCCCAAAAGGAGGUGUAUUUCAUGGUCCUCAUUGACAUCUUGACACAGUAUGAUGCUAAGAAGAAAGCAGCUCAUGCAGCCAAAACUGUCAAGCAUGGGGCAGGGGCAGAGAUCUCUACUGUCCAUCCCGAGCAGUAUGCUAAGCAAUUCCUGGAUUUUAUUCCCAACAUCUUUGCCUAGAGCCUGCCUGACUCCGUGGUGAUUGCUGCUUUAUGUUCAAGGUGGUAGGGUUCUGAGAGGCUUAUGGGGAACUGGAUAUUUGGCCACUUUUCUUCCACCUCUGCCUAAUUUAGGCUGUAGAUUCCUCCAUCCAAAUAACUUCAUCUUGAUGGAUAGGCUUUUCCUGGCCCCCAGAAAUAUACUGUCUUUUCUCCUCUUGCCCAUUUUUCUGCCCUCUCCCUGCCGCCAGCAAGCCUUCUUGCUUCAUUAGAGUGAUACUGUUGACUCUAUCAAGUGCCUUGAUCUUUGAAAUAUACCCUGUUCCUGUAAGAUAGGAAGAGCUGAAGGUAGGGAGUUGUGUGCCAUCUUCAGGACCUGACUGGACAGCGGAUGUCGCUCAAGCAACCUCUCUGGAUGCACUUUGCUCUGUGGGAUGAACUCAAGAGUGCCUGGAUUUUGUUAAUUUUCUAGAGCUCUCUCUGGCCUGCUUCCUUCCUGGUGCAGGCCAUAGGAUGGAGGCUUUCAGGGUACUGUGGGUGUGGGUGCAGGCAUCGCUCAUGACAGAAAACAGGCAGGUUGGUUCCUCACAGAGGCAGUGCCUAGGCGGACUUUUGUGACUAUGCAGAGAAUGGAGAGGGUCUCUACCAAGGGUUGACUGCUCUCCAUUCUCUUCUCCCACCCCACUUCAUUAUUCACAUGUACUUCUGGGUGCUGGAGCCCAGAAAUGCCAGAAGUAUUCAAGCCUGGGUACAGGAAUGUGACCACUGCUGAAUUUCCACAGAACCUUGCACCUUGGCUAGGCCUAGAGCCCUUCAGUCCACGUGUGUGGCUAGUUUUGAAGGCUGAGGUGACAGUUCAGAGUGCAAGGUUCAUUCUGCAUGUCAAAUAUCCUUCCUUCCUUGUUUAGCUGUCCCUGAGAUUCAUUUCUAGCAGAAGGAAAUAUAUGUACCUGGCUCAUUUUAGGAUGAGGGAGGGCUUGAGUGUGGGAACCCCUAUCCUUUGGAUGUGUAUACCUAGCACACUUCAUUCCCUACCCUUUUGCAAACUCUCCUGGUUGGAUUUGUUAUUUUAUUCCCUUCUGUCCUCUUCUACUGCUACAGAUGGCCUUCUUUGUCAUCUUCACUCUCCACCCCCAGAGAGGAGUCAGAGCCAUAACUCAGCCCCUUGGCCCCUCCCUCCAGAGAGAGCUGUUGAUGGGCGAUAGUCUCAGAAUGUUGAGGACCCAGCAGACAUGAUGGAUGUAAUCCCAGCAUUUGGGAGGCUGAAGCAGGAGGCUUGGCACAGGUGUGAGGCCAGCCUGGGCUACAUACAGAGUUAGACACUGUCUCAAAAAUAAAUAAGCUGGGUGUGGUGACACACGCCUUUAAUCCUAGCGCUAGAGAUGUAGAGGUAGCAGGAUCCCUGUGUUCAAGGCCACCCUGAGACUACAUAGUGAAUUCCAGGUCAGCCUGGGCUAGAGUGAGACCCUACCU
Molecule: messenger RNA, 2209 nt
Organism: Jaculus jaculus (lesser Egyptian jerboa)
Lineage: Eukaryota; Metazoa; Chordata; Mammalia; Rodentia; Dipodidae
Product: phosphatidylinositol 5-phosphate 4-kinase type-2 gamma-like
Exons: 2
Coding region: 1-621 (206 amino acids)
Biological process (GO): phosphatidylinositol metabolic process
Molecular function (GO): phosphatidylinositol kinase activity
Source: RefSeq, a predicted model, not a curated record